AUGACAGGAGCAUAUAAGACAGGUAGAUACGACGGAUAUGGCGUUUCAUUCGAUUCGCGAUCGGGGUAUUACGAGACUCCGCAGCGAGAAAGAGACGGCGCGAUGUGCGCCUCGGACGAGGAGAGCCGUUACUGCAAUCUCAAAGCGGACGCGCAGGCAGCAGAAUGGAACGCAUCAGCAGAGCCAGCCGCGCCAUCGCCAUCCCUCGCGAAGGCGGCGUCGUGGCUCAUGCGCAAAGGCAGCCCGCCUGUCGACGUCACGCCGCCCGGCCUCCUGCCGGCGUCUCCGUCUCGCAGCUCAGACGGCCAGCCGUCCGCUCAGUCGGUAGACCUCGACAUGGACGUUGGGGAGGCAGAAGCGUUGCAGCCGGUGGGGCGGUCAAGCGCCGUGUGGCUGCCGCUGCCAUCCCCGCGCGCGCAGGAGGAGUCCGCCGGCUUGGUAGCGCAGGAGACGAGGCGGCAAUCAUCGGGGGUGGUUGCGCGGAAGCAGCAGAGGAGCGAGAGCAGAAAUGUUCCCUGGUCGUUUCACCAGCUGCUUCAGGCGGACGCGGCGAGCGAGGAGCGCGUGGGGGCGGCGGAGCAAAUAAAACAGAUCCCACGGCGAAAGUCUCUCGAGGCGAGAAGGGUGAGCAGGGAGGCACGUGCUCGACAGCAGGACAAGGAAGCCAGGGCGGCGGCGCGCGAUCACUCGCUAGAAAGAAUAGCGCGCCAUCGAUCAGCGAACGCGGAUCGGAACCGUUCGAUCCAACUAGGUAGCACGCGCGAGGCGCGGACGCGUUGGCCGCAGCGACGAAGCGCAGCUGAGCGUCGCGCGGACGCCAAGGCAGCGGCGAGUUCGGACAGCUCGUCCGACAGCGAAUGCGAAAGUAGAAUCGAGGGCGCGCGGAGGAGGCAGGAGGGACGCGAGAGGAAAGAAAGAGAGGCGACAAACGAUUAUUUGGUGGGGGUUGAAGGGCGUGAGGCAGGAGGCAAAGCGACAGACUUCCUGCACGACGGGUUGGGGGACGCCGUGGGCGGGGAGUGGGGCGCGCGAGACGAGCGGCUGGAGACAGAGGGGCCGGAGGGCGCGGGGCGUGAUAUUGGCAUCCUGAACGCGAGCGAGGCGCCGCCUCAUGUGCCACCGGCGGUGCGGUUGGCGGGGUUACUGACGGACGACAUGCUGCAGUGCAGCUUCAUGGACCCGGGCAAGCGCGCGCUGGGCCUCGCGCACGACGACCACGACCGCGACGACCACGACGACGGCGACGACGGCGAAGCCGCGCACGGCCGCCGCGCGCGCGCCAGCGCCGAUGAUCAUUUGCACGAAUCGACUCAUGGGACCAGCGAAGCCGCCCUCUCACAACAUCGCCUCGUUCCUCCCAUCUCCCACGCCUCGCCUGCGUCUGCCCCCGCUCUCCAUAACGCCUUGCCGAGCGCCACCGAUGCCCCGCGAGGCGGGCUCGUGUUUGGCGUGCCCGUCUCCGCCCCGCUCCUUGCCUCCUCCGCUUCCCUGCCGCACUUUGGCUCCGCCGCCGCUUCUACCGCCACAUUCGGAGCGCCCGCGGUGACGCGGCUGCCGCUGUCGGUGCUGCAGCACGGGUCGCUCGUGUGUCUGCUGGCCGGCUCCUCGCGACUCGCGGCCGUGCGCUAUCAAGGAAGGUGGGAGCUGGGCACGCCGACGCCCUCAAACGCUGACGGCAGCUCCAACGCCCUCGCGGCUUCAGCCGCCGAUCCGCUCCGCCGCUCCGCGCACGCCGCGUCGCUGGCCGUGAGCGCGUCGCUGACGGGCGGGCUGGGGCGCUGGCCGCUGGACUGCCUGUUCGUGCUGCUCGUCGUCGCGCCCGCGCGCAUCGCGCUGCGCUCCCUCGCCGCCGACGGGCGCUGCCUCUCCGCCGCGCUGCUGCCCGGCGAGCGCGACUCAGCGGAGGUCGACGUGUAUCAUGCGUCGCACAGCGCGUCAAACCUCAUGUUUCACUCCCUGCCUGCCUCCCCGCUGCUCGCCGUGUGCGCCGCGUGCGCGCGCAGGUCCGUGGGCGACGCGGAGACCUGGGAGGGUGUUGCCGUCUGGUGCCGUGUGCUCACGUGUUGCUGUGCGUUGCAGGUGAAGCAGCUGCAGCGGCGAGUGGGCGAGGAGGAAGCGGCGAGGCGAGAGGCGGAGGGGGCGAUGGAGGAGCGCCGGCAGCGGUGGGAGGAGGAGAGCGCGCGCAUGCGCGCGGAGGCGGACGAGCAGCGCGACACCAUCGACCAGCUCAACGACCAAGUGUCUUCGCUCGGCGCGGAUCUCGAGCGCGCCGUGGCGCUGCUUGAAGCCGCCAGGCCCGCGCUCAAGGGGGCGCGCGGAGGGCCGCAGCGGGGAGAGGAGUGGGCGGAAAUGGAUGGCAUGGGGAAGGCGACUGGCGCGGAAGGCACGGGAGGGAGUGCGUGGAGUGAGGCGAGGGGAAGCGAUGCCAGGGAACCGGCAGGUGUGGAUGACGAGGGGUGUGAGGUAAGGUGGGCGGAUGUGAGCGGCGGAAGCGGUAGUAUCACGGGCGCAGCAUUGGUCUCUCCGCCACUUCCGCCCUCCGCCACUGCACCCCAUGCUCCCCCCACCCGUGCGCCCCCUACUCGCGCCCCUCCCGCUCCUGCGCCCGCGGUCGCCCUGCCCGCCCCCGGCGCCAGUCACGGAGCAGCGCGGGAGCACGACAGCCGCGGCGGCGGCAACAGUGCCGCGCGCUCCCCCGCCACCAGCGGCAAUUCGGCCGUGGCUCGCGCGCUCUCCGCCUCCCCCUCCGACUCUGAGUCCGACUGCGGCAGCGGAGCUUCCCCCGCCCGCCGCGCAUCCCCGUACAUCACUGCGGAGCAACCGCAACCGCAACUCCAGCCGCAACCUCCGCACCAUACGCUCUACCGGCCAGCCAGCAGCGGCGGCAACAAGUUUUGGCAGGCCGCACGGUCGGCGGGCGGUAAGGGGGGCGCGGGGACGCGGAACGACGGCGAUGCGCAGGGCGCGAAGGCCGCAGCAGCCGUGGACUCGGGCGUGCUGCUUCGCCGAACCUUCUCUCCCAUGCGCGUCCGCCGCAGUCUCUCGUCGUCGAAAGCGGAAGCGGAAGCGGAAGCGGGCGCAAGCCGAGGGGCGGGGGACGGGGGCGGCGCGAGAAGCGCGCUGCAGCACGUGAUGGGGCGGGCUGCGGGAGCUUUGGCGGCAGGGGGAAAGCGCGGGGGAGAGAGCGCGGAAGAAGCGCGGCGGGGUACGAGGUAUUCCCUGAGGGCAAGAGACGAGCGCGAGGGGGCGCAAGUUGGGGCAGGGGGAGGCGGAGAGGAGGCGGUCGCAGUUGAGCUGAGAGGAGAGGGGGAGGCUCGCGCGCAGCACGGGGAGGGCGGAGAGCGAAUGGGCGGAGAGGGAGAGGGUGCUGUGCGGGGCAUGGUGCAGCGCGGGGCGCAGCAUGGGGGCCCAGAGGCGUGGGUGGCGGAGCAGCCGCGCGCGGUAGUGCUGGAAGAGGUGGCGCCGGGGGAGGGGGCGCGCGGAGAGGCGGAGGAGGUGAGAGGCGCGCGUGCGGCGAGUGGUGCGAGCGAGCCGAGCGGUACGAGCGGCGCGAGUGGCAUGAGUGGAAUGAGCGGGGUGGACGAGGAGUGGGAGGAGCAGUGCACAGAGCAGGGAUGGGUGCUGCGCCCUGUGUCACGUGCAGGGGCAGGGGCAGAGGCUCGCUCGUAUGGCGUGUGCUGCACCGCGGAUGAUGACGUGGCGGAUGACGUGGAGGAUGAGGUGGACUCACAGCAGGUGCGGCAGUCACUGCUGCAGACGCGGAUGGGUGGGAGCGCGGGAGAGGGCAACGGGGAGAGCAGUGGGGGAAGCGGAAGCGACACUAGGAGCGGGUCAAACCGAGGUGGCGCAGCAGCAGUGGCAAGACAAGCAGCCGGAGCAGGUGCGAGCAGUGGAAUGGCAGGCAGCGGGCCAGCAGCUCGUGCUGCCUGCGAGGGGCGUCAAGGGAAACCUGGCGCUGCUCCCGCUAGUUCUCUAGGUGCUCGUGCUGGUGGUGCAGCUGCUGCUGCUGGCGCUCUUUUUGGUGGUGUGAGCAGUGGAUGGGCACGGGACUCCACAGGAGGGAAAGGGGCACAGGCACAGGGGGCAGAGGGCGGGCGGGCAGGGGCGGGGGCGGGGGCGGGGGCGGGGGCGGGGGGGGGAGAGGAGCCCCCCUCGGCGCUGAAGCAGCGUGUGGCGGCCCUGCGCUCGCGCGUGUCCGCCCUGCGCGCCACCUCCUCCACCCUCCUCGCCCCCGCCCCUGCCACCGCUGCUGCUGCUGGCGCUGGUGCUGGUGGUGGGAGAGGGGCGGGUGGGAUCAGUUGUGGAUUGGCAAAGGGGGCGGAGCAGGGAGGGGGUGGUGCAUGCGUGGAGGGAGGCCAGGGCGCAGAGGACAGAGGGGGGGGGCUUGCAGGCAUACAGGAGGGUGGCAGUGAGAGGAGUGGCAGUGAGAGGAGUGGCAGUGAGAGGAGUGGCAGUGAGAGGAGUGGCAGUGAGAGGAGUGGCAGUGAGAGGAGUGGCAGUGAGAGGAGUGGCAGUGAUGGCAGCGGCGGUGCUGGAUUUAGUGCUGCCAUUCCCGCUCGCUUGACACACGCCGCAGCUGCUGCUGCCAGGGGCUUUGUUAGCGCAGCUCACAGGCAGUUCGGUGCUGGCAGCCGCGCGGAUGGGGUGUGGAGGGACGUGGAGGAGGGGAGUGCGGGUGCUGGUGCGGCUCACAGGCAGUUCGGUGCUGGCAGCCGGGCGGAUGGGCGGCAGGCAGGGUGGCAGGGCGGCGGGAGUGAAGGGAGGGAUGUGAGGCGAGUGGGGAGGGGCGUGGAGGAGGGGAGUGGCGGUGGUGGUGGGGAGCGGUGGGCAGGUGUGCUGCGAGAGAGGAGUGGCAAUGUGCCGGAAGGACCUGCCAGGGAGCUCAAGAAACCAGCAGCAGCUCCUGCAGCGGCAGCAGCAGCAUCAUCGUUAGCAGCAGGCAGAGCGCGCGCACGACCAGGGCUGAUGGCGGUGGACCCAGGGGAGCGGCACCUGCAGUCGCUGCUGCCCGUGCGCGUGCUGGUCAGGGAGAGGACCUCGCAGCACGGGGGAGAGACAGCAGAAGCGCAGCAGAGCACUGCACCUGAGGGUGGUGUGUGGCAAGGGGGCAUGGAGCAGGGAAGGGCAGUGGGGAGGGACAUGCGUGUCCCCGGUCGCACUCUCUCAUCCACCUCUGCUUCCUCUGACUCGCACGCCCUCCCUGCUCUCCUGCACUCGCCCCGCCACCCGCACAGCAGCAGCAGCCCGCGCAGUGCCAGUGGCGGCAAGAGCAUCGAGUGCACUGUCCUCAUCCCCACCGCUGUUGCUUCAGCUGUCACCGAGCUGUACUCUUCCCAUCACAUCCUCUCCCUGCCUCUGCUUCUCACCCUCAUUCGUUCUCAUCUCAUCCCCUUCUCUGCACUCGUUCUGUCUCUCCCUUUGGCUCUUCUCCCUCCAGGAGUAUGCACGUAG
This is a messenger RNA of Closterium sp. Yama58-4, 5451 nucleotides long. NCBI's taxonomy places the organism in Eukaryota, Viridiplantae, Streptophyta, Zygnematophyceae, Desmidiales, Closteriaceae. The record is from the annotation of a GenBank genome assembly.